Megalopta genalis is the source of this 2477-nucleotide messenger RNA. RefSeq names its product NHL repeat-containing protein 2. Lineage: Eukaryota; Metazoa; Arthropoda; Insecta; Hymenoptera; Halictidae. Gene Ontology annotation, molecular function: protein binding. The record is from RefSeq and is a predicted model, not a curated record.
CUCACAAUAUACUGUUGAAAUCUGUGCCUGUCCGUGUUCCAUCAUGGCCCUGGCACUGCCAUGCCAUCUUCCCGCGGAGGCUCUUUACGUAUAUGCACGUUAUCAUACAAAAUACAUACAUAGAUAUACACAUGCAUACAUACAUACAUACACAUAUGCACAUACAUAUGUACAUGCGUACAAAUACAACACACAUACAAUUCUUCUCCCUACUUUUAUACAUAGAAAAUUCAGUUCCCUUUACACACAAUUCUACAGUCGUUUAAACCUUGUGUCUUCCGGAAUUAACAACUUUCUAUGAAUACACACAUGUGUAUUUAUUGCAUACAGCCGAUUAUUAUUAUUUACAAUGUGUCAAAAUAAAAGCAAUGCGAACGUGCGAGACAUUGUACAAGAAUUAACGCAAACUUGUAUGGAAGUUCGUUGCAAUUUGGAAUUGUGCGACGGCAAGCAGGAACGAGAAGCGCUAAUAUUAAAGCAUAUCAAAACAUAUACGGGAAAAGGGUUUCGUAUUAUUGAUUUUCAAGCAGGAUUAGAAUGGUUCAACGUCGCAGAAGGGUUAUCAGUAUAUGGACAUCUGGCCAACAAAUUAAUUGUUCUGGAUUUCUUCACUUAUUGUUGCAUUAAUUGUAUGCACGUAUUGCCAGAUUUAGAUCUUCUUGAAAAGCAAUUUUCAAUCACGGAUGGUCUCGUUGUUGUUAGUUCAUACGAAGUCGGAGUGCACAGCGCAAAAUUUUCCAACGAACGUAAUUCAAAGAGACUCUUGGCAGCGAUUCAGAGAUACAAUAUAACACAUCCUGUUGUGAACGAUACGUCUCUGUCUAUGUGGCAAGACCUAGGAAUUUCUUGUUGGCCGACGUUAGUGAUGAUAGGCCCAACAGGAGAACCAUUUGCAGUGUUCAUAGGAGAAGGUCAUAAAGAUGAAUUGCCUGCGUACGCGAGCGUUGCAUUAACAUAUUUCAAAUCGUUAUAUCAGAUAUCUAAUAGCAAUCUUCCUCUACAACUGGCAAAACAUUUGUUACCUUCCAGAGGAAACGAGACCCUGCUGUUUCCUAGUAAAAUAAAGAGUUUUUGCAACGAACGAAGAGAAUGUUUGGUAAUAUCCGAUACAGGCAAUAACAGAAUUUUAGUCACAGAUGUAACUGGAAACGUGGAAUACGUUAUCGGUGGUCCUGAACCAGGAUUUUGCAAUGGAAACUUGGAAAAUGCUAAAUUCAAUGCUCCCCAAGGUGUAUGCAUGUUAGAUGCUGUAAUUUAUGUCGCUGAUAACGAAAAUCACGCAAUUAGAAAGAUAGAUUUAGUAGAGAAAAUUGUAAGUACGGUCGCUGGUACGGGCUUCCAAGGUCACGAUUAUGUCGGAGGGAAAACUGGUAGGGACCAAGCUUUGUCUUCCCCUUGGGACGUUUCGAUUUAUAGACACGAGUAUGCAGAUAAAUCCGUACCUGUGUUAUUAAUCGCAAUGGCAGGUACACAUCAAAUUUGGGCGCUUUUUUUAGAAGACAGUAUUUGGUGGAAAAAUAGAGAGUACAAAGCAAGCACGUGUGCUGCAAUCGUUGGAAGCGGCAGGGAGGAGAACCGCAAUAAUACGUAUCCUCACGCGGCUGGCUUAGCACAACCAUCGGGAUUGAUUGUCGUGCAGGAGGAUAAAAUGGUCUUUUUUGCCGAUAGCGAAAGCAGCACCAUCAGAUCCGUAGAUCUAAACAAUGGACGAGUAUCUGCUGUUUGCGGAGCAAAUAGAAAUCCGGCGGAUUUACAUGAUUUCGGGGAUUCCGACGGUGUUCAAUACGGUGUUAAGCUUCAACAUCCUUUGGGAAUAACGUGGCACUCGAAAGAGAAUGUCGUCUACAUAGCCGACACGUACAAUCAUAAAAUUAAAAGGAUCGAUGUAAGCACAGGUUGCUGUAAAACCAUGUACGGCGAUGGAAAACCGAACGAACUAUUUUCGUUUGACGAACCCAGUGGCAUCGUGGUCAGUUCGAACGGUGAUCUGUUAUACGUGGCCGACACAAACAAUCAUGUUGUGAAAGUUAUCGACACCAAGAACAAUGAUAUCGCUGUGUUACCUAUAAACAUUGGUGUAUCUGGAAAGGCCGACUCGGAGAACGUUUAUUUCUUUGAGACGAAGAUAAGCGAGGGAGGAGGUGAAUUGAAUAUCACGUUUGACGUGAUCUUUCUCGACGAUCGCUUGAAAUUGAACAAAGAUGCGCCCCAAAGAUGGUCUGUGAAUGUUUCAGCGGUUAAAUGGGUUGCCAAAGUGAGAACCGGCGACCUCGAUAGUCCAGUGUCGAUCAACGUUCCCGAAGGAAGUGGGAUACACGAGGUGUACGUGACACUGGACAUCGUUGCGUGUAAAACCACCGAAUGCCUGCCAAAGAAAUUGUCGAUAGUGUAUCGAGUACAUCAAGAAUCGCAAGCCCUCGGCAUUGUAACGGAACGCAGACAAGUUGUCGUUAAAUAAUAAACGGUUUUGAAUUUUA